AUGGCUGAAACUGUAGCCCAAUUACAGAAAGAAUUGAAUGAUUUAUCGUCAUCAUGUGAUAAGAAACUUGAUUUAAUUACUACCGGAUUACGAAAAGACAUACUUUCUUCUCAACAAAGUUUAGAAAAGUGUUAUGAGCAGAAAACAACUUUAAAUAAUAAUUUCACUUUAGCUCAAAAGCAAUUAAAGGAAAUGGAGGUGUUUAAAUCGUCAUUAACCCAAUGCCAACAAAAGGCAACACUUGCCAAACAAACUAAUCAGGAUACUCAAAGCAAAAUGGAGAAACAAUUGACUGAUUUACAAAAUGAAAAUCAACAAAUGAAACAAAAACAUCGUAAAGAAUUUUCUCUUCAUCAGAGUCAUUUGGAAAAAUGUUACAGUGACAAUCAAAAGACAAAAAAAGAAAUUGAGCUUGCGAAUCAGCAGUUAACACUGAAUUCUCAACUACUUAAUUUUAACAUAUAUUAUUCCGAAAAUGUCUUCAGCGUUGUCUCCGUUAAUCAACCAAUGGACGGUUACCCUACGGGCUGUACAGGAUGUUGUAGUAAACUUUAUGGAGAAAAACCACACGAAAAAAUAUUUAAACUAUAUUGA
Molecule: messenger RNA, 594 nt
Organism: Hylaeus volcanicus
Lineage: Eukaryota; Metazoa; Arthropoda; Insecta; Hymenoptera; Colletidae
Exons: 2
Coding region: 1-594 (197 amino acids)
Source: RefSeq, a predicted model, not a curated record